AUGGUAAUUGGUAACUGUAAAACAGUAAAAAUGGUGUUGCUUUGGGCUAUAAAGCUGAGCUUAGAUCCCGCCUUUUUCAUAUUCUCUCUGGACACGAGCGACUGCAACUCUCUGGUGCCAACUUGCUUACUUCCUAACGACAAUAGUUACAUAAUUUUGAAGCCAAAGAGAAGAAGAAAUCGAGGCAAUCGUAGGAAUAAUGCGAGAAGGAAUCAGCAAGGGCAGGGAAGGAACGGCGACGAAAUUAAUGUAGAUGGAAUUAAGGAAAUGCUGAAGGAUGUAGUGACAACUAAAACUUAUCAAAAUGUUAUAUAUCAGAAUAAGUUUCUGUUUAAGAAUAAAAUAGUACUUGAUGUUGGCGCUGGAACUGGAAUUCUGUCCCUAUUUUGUGCAAAAGCUGGGGCUGCACAUGUUUAUGCGGUUGAGUGCUCAGACAUGGCUGACAUGGCAAAAGAAAUAGUUGAAUCAAAUGGUUUUUCAGAAGUUGUAACAGUUUUGAAGGGAAAGAUUGAAGAAAUUGAGCUACCAGUUGCUAAAGUAGAUAUUAUAAUUUCAAAGUGGAUGGGAUAUUUUCUAUUGUAUGAAAAUAUGUUAAACACGGUCCUCUAUGUACGAGAUAAAUGGCUUGUCAGUGAUGGAAUUCUUCUACCAGACAAAGCUUCCCUUUAUUUGACAGCCAUUGAGGAUGCAGACUACAAAGAAGAUAAGAUUGAAUUUUGGAAUAAUGUGUAUGGCUUUAACAUGAGUUGCACCAAGAAGCAAGCCAUCAUGGAACCUCUUGUUGAUACUGUUGAUCAGAAACAAAUUGUCACAGACUGCCAGCUCCUCAAGAUUAUGGAUAUCUCUCAAAUGGUUUCUGGGGACGCUUCCUUCACAGUUCCUUUUAAGCUUGUGGCUGAGCGGGAUGAUUACAUCCAUGCCUUGGUGGCCUACUUUGAUGUGUCAUUUACCAAAUGUCGCAAGUUAAUGGGCUUCUCUACAGGGCCAAGAUCACGGGCUACACACUGGAAGCAAACAAUUCUGUACCUAGAAGAUGUGUUAACUAUAUGCGAAGGGGAAGUCUUAUCUGGGAACAUGACUGUCGCACCGGACCAAAAAAAUCCUCGCGACAUUAAUAUAAUGAUCAAAUAUGCAUUGAAUGGGCAGCGGUGUGUGGUCUCAAGAACUCAAUAUUAUAAGAUGCGGUGAAGUAAUCUACAUGUUAUUCAAAAUUCAAAGCACUAGUGGCAAAGGUGAUGCUUAACCACAACUUCUAUCUAGUAAGUUGCUUUCUAUUUGGGAGCUGAGUGUAUUUCUUAUUUCUCUCUGUUCAAGAAUUGAGAGAGUUGCGGGCUUGGCUUCCCUUACAUGUAUUUUGCCUGCAAUUUUUGGCAAUCCCCUUUUACGUAUUUGCAAAGGGGGAAUGAGAAUCUAACGCUGAAAUUUUGAGUUUUAAUUUUUCAGGACCUUAAUUGUAUUGUUUUAAGUGGUUGGAAAUUGAAUCUUAUUUCUUCACUGUACACCUUAUGUCCCCUAUGAUUUGCAAGAAA
Messenger RNA from Manihot esculenta (cassava), 1529 nucleotides. RefSeq names its product probable protein arginine N-methyltransferase 1.2. The record is from RefSeq and is a predicted model, not a curated record. Gene Ontology annotation, cellular component: nucleus. Lineage: Eukaryota; Viridiplantae; Streptophyta; Magnoliopsida; Malpighiales; Euphorbiaceae. Gene Ontology annotation, molecular function: protein-arginine N-methyltransferase activity. Bases 1 to 1188 code for a protein of 395 amino acids. Gene Ontology annotation, biological process: peptidyl-arginine methylation. The transcript has 9 exons.